CUUGGUCCAGGCAAUUUUCAGCCAGAAUGAAGAAAUGGUGAAAUUUUUAUUGCAACAAAAGGAAGAAGUCAAUGAAUCGGAUGAAGAGCAGCGCAGUGCCCUGCAUGCUGCCGCCUGUGUAGGGGAUGUUCAUAUCAUGGACCUUCUCAUUGCCUCAGGUGCGAAUGUGAACGCUAAAGAUCAGGAGUGGCUGACUCCCAUUCACCGGGCAGCUGCCUCACACAAUGAAAGAGCUGUUUGGCUGCUAGUGAAGAAGGGGGCAGCAGUGAACGCUCAGGAUAGUAUCAGGCAGACGCCGCUACAAGUGGCUGCAGCUAACAAUGCAAUAGAUUGUGUUGAGGUUCUGCUUCCUCAUCUAAACGAUGUAAAUGUAGCCGAUUGUUUUGGUAGAACAGCUCUACAUCACGCAGCCCACAGUGGACACACAGAGACAGUGACCCUGCUCCUAAAUAACAGGGUCAACCUGAAUGCCAGAGACAUCAAGGAAAGACAGCCUAUCCAUUUGGCAGCUCAUCUAGGGCAUAUGGAGGUUGUGAAGCUUUUACUAUCAUGCAGUGCUGAUGUAUCAUGCAGGGAUAAGCAGGGAUUUACUCCACUGCAUGUUGCUGCUCUUAGUGGACACAUCGAAGUGGUCAAGUGCCUGUUAAGACAUGGAGCAGAGAUUGAUGAAGCGGAUAUCUUUGGGAACACGGCUCUUCACAUGGUUUGUUACACCUGUCAACGGAGAGUAGCCAGUGAGCUGAUUUACUGCGGUGCCAGGGUUAACCAGACAAAUGUGCAUGGUUUCACACCAUUGCACCUGUCUGCCAUCGCUACUGAUGGAGCUGAGUGUUUGGAGCUGCUGCUUGAUAAUGGGGCAGACAUCAAUGUGCAGGAUAAAGAAGGGAAGAGCCCUUUGCACAUGGCUGCUAUUCGUGGAUGCUGCACCCGUUCAGAAAUACUUAUUCAAAAUGGUGCAGAUGUGGAAUGCUCCGAUAAAUAUGGCAAUACUCCUCUUCACACUGCUGCUAAACAUGGUCAUGAGCUGCUCAUAAGCACACUUAUAAAGAGUGGCGCAAACAUAGCCAGACAACGCAUUAAUAAGAUGUAUCCACAGCACUUGGCUUUACUUCACGGCUUUUCUGGCUGUUGCCAAAAGUUACUAUCAUCAGGGCUUGACAUAAACACGCAGGACAGCCUGGGAAGGACGUGUUUGCAUAUAGCUGCUUUAGGGGGAAAUGUUGAAUGUCUUAAAUUGCUGUUGAGCUGUGGUGCUGAUAUGAAUAAAAAGGACAUAUUUGGAAGGUCUCCUAUACACUAUACAUCAAUGAAUGGCCUGUAUCUAUGUACAGUAGCUCUUGUAAAAGCCGGCGCUGAUGUUAAUGAACUGGAUAUAAAUGGAUGCAGUUCACUGCAUUGUGUGGCUGCUGCCAAAACUUCACACAGAGUUGAGCAUAUCUGUCCUGACCAACAAUGCAGCAAUGAUUGUGAUGAGGAGACUCUAUGGUGUUUAAAGCUUCUGUUGAAUUAUGGUGCUGAUCCAGCCUUGCUUGACAGUAAAGGAUUCAGUCCAGUACACUAUGCAGCUGCUCACGGCAAGAAACACAAUCUCAAACUGCUCUUAGAAUUGUCUUUCAAGUGUGUGGAGGAUGUGAAGAGUUCUGUUCCCAUAAGCCCUUUACACUUAGCUGCUUACAAUGGUCACAGUGAAGCCCUUCAGGUGCUGUUAGAGACAAUGGUUCAUGUAGAUGUGCAGGAUUCUGGAGGUCGUACAGCACUGUAUCUGGCAUCUCUAAAGGGUCACUGCCGCUGUGUGGAGGUACUGCUGCUUCAUGAGGCCUCAUGCAGUAUCAGGGAGGACAACUAUAGGUGGACGCCACUACAUAUUGCUGCUGCAAAAGGUCAAGCUGACUGCCUGCUCAUGCUGCUGAAACUAGCUGAAAAGACUGAUGUCAUCAAUCUCAAGGACAAACAGGGACGGACUCCAUUGAUGCUGGCUACAUGGGACAGUAAUACUGACUGUGUUAACAUGCUACUUGAGAGAGGAAGCAACCCAGACACUGGUGAGAGAAGAAAUCACACUGCACUUCACUAUGCAGCAGUAGUUGGUGGUGAACAGUGUGUUUCAGCGCUGCUGGUUCAUGGAGCCUUCAUUCUGUGCAGAGAUUUUCAUGGCAGGAGCCCUCUGCACUUGGCGGCCUCUUGUGGUCAUGCAAGAAUACUGCUACUCUUACUGGAGGCAGCAGCUCUCUCUGACCCUCUUGACUCUCUGUUAGACUACAGUGGAUACACACCUGCUCACUGGGCAGCUUACCACGGACACAAGGACUGUUUGGAAGUUGUACUUGAAUAUAAAGCAUCAAGCAUCCUGGAAGGAAAUCCCUUUACACCGUUACACUGCGCAUUAAUAAAUGGUCAUGAUGGUGCAGCUGAACUGCUGGUGGAAACGAUGGGAACACAGAUUCUGAAGCUAAGAGAUUCCAAAGGAAGGACUCCACUGCAUGCAGCAGCUCAUGCAGGAGGUGUUGCAGCGCCGCAGUUUGCAUUGAACUGCGGCGCAGAUGUAAACUCAGUUGAUCACGCAGGACGCUCUGCAUUAAUGGUGGCUGCUAAAAAUGGGCAUACUUCUGCUGUUGAUGUGUUGCUUCAUCAGGCCAGAGUGGACUUGUCGGUGCUGGACAUGAACAGGAACACAGCCCUGCAUCUCGCCUGUAGAGGAGGUCAUGAAAUGUGUGCUCUUCUCCUCCUGGCUGAUAUAGACGGCCCCUCGCUUAUCAACACAGCCAACAGUGCACUACAAACGCCGCUGCAUAUAGCAGCAAGAAAUGGUCUCGUCACUGUGGUUGAGGUGCUGCUAACACGAGGUGCAACAGUUCUGGCAAAAGAUGAGGAUGGUUGUACACCAGCUUUGGCAUGUGCUCCAAAUAAAGAUGUGGCAGACUGCCUGGCUCUCAUCGUUUCUACCAUGAAGUUUUCUUUUCAGCCAAGCUCUAUGCUGACCAGCUUCAGUCUGAUGAAGUUCUGUGGCAUUGUCACAUCCUUUGUCCACCAGAAACCUGUGUGUGCUGGAUUUUUAGAGAAACUGCAUGUUUCACUGGGUGAUAGUUACAGUUCAUACAGAACCAUAAUAUAUAAUAUAUGAUCAUAUCCAAUGGUC
Molecule: messenger RNA, 3136 nt
Organism: Triplophysa rosa
Lineage: Eukaryota; Metazoa; Chordata; Actinopteri; Cypriniformes; Nemacheilidae
Product: serine/threonine-protein phosphatase 6 regulatory ankyrin repeat subunit C-like
Molecular function (GO): protein binding
Source: RefSeq, a predicted model, not a curated record